AUGUGCCACCACUCCUCCGUCGACAAAAUCGCCAUUCCCUACAGCUACCUUAGCGACGUCGAGGGCAUCACCACCAUGCCGGUCCCCGGCCGACGCUGCCCCGCCUGUCUCGAACGCGGCGACACCAUCUGGGUCAUCCCAGGCAAAUGCUGUCCGCAGUGCGGCACGCCCGUGAACUGA
Plenodomus lingam JN3 is the source of this 180-nucleotide messenger RNA. NCBI's taxonomy places the organism in Eukaryota, Fungi, Ascomycota, Dothideomycetes, Pleosporales, Leptosphaeriaceae. The record is from RefSeq and is a predicted model, not a curated record.